Molecule: messenger RNA, 9461 nt
Organism: Girardinichthys multiradiatus
Lineage: Eukaryota; Metazoa; Chordata; Actinopteri; Cyprinodontiformes; Goodeidae
Gene: srcin1a
Product: SRC kinase signaling inhibitor 1
Exons: 21
Coding region: 25-3678 (1217 amino acids)
Biological process (GO): regulation of dendritic spine morphogenesis
Cellular component (GO): postsynaptic density; cytoplasm; actin cytoskeleton
Source: RefSeq, a predicted model, not a curated record
GAAGCAAGACAAGAGAGAGAAGUCAUGAAAGACGGGGAGAGAAUGAAAGGAGGUUCAAAAGAGCAGAAGAUAAAAAAAUGGUUUACUCGUAAAUGGACGGCCAACGCUGGGGCCUCUUAUCCUAAGCAAGAUCCUGAGCGUGGCGGCAGUCACAUGAUCUCCACGGAUGACUUGGAGUAUCCACGGGAGUACAGGACGCUGGGAAACAGCGGCCGGCGCUUCUCCAAUGUCGGCUUGGUGCACACAUCGGAGCACCGCCACACCGUCAGUGCCGCACAGAGCCUGGAGGCCCUGACCAACCUGCACAAGGCUGACAUGGAACGAAAGAGGGAUGCCUUCAUGGAUCACCUGAAGAGUAAAUACCAACAGCAGCAGCAACAGCAGCAGCAGCAGCAGCAGCUGCAGCAUCCCCAUCAUAGCCCCCACCACAACCCACCAUCACCCUCACCCUCUCACACCAGCACGAGGGGCUCAUCAGAAAGAUCUGCUAGAGAACAGCAACAACCCAACUACUGGAGCUUUAAGAGCCGCAGUCCACGGCAUUCCCAGUCUACGCAGUCCGGACUCGCUGACCAAGCUGCCAAGCUUUCCUUUGCCUCCGCUGAAUCCCUGGAGACCAUGUCAGAAGCGGACAUGCCCCUUGGGUUCAACCGGAUGAACCGAUUCCGCCAGAGCCUGCCGCUGUCUCGUUGUGGCAGUCAGAAUAAGCUACGAUCUCCAGAUGAAUUUUCAGGCGUGCUUUUUCUGCAGUAUGGAGAUGAGACACGGCGAGUUCACAUCACCCACGAGCUUAGCAGCAUGGACACCCUGCACGCUCUCAUCGUACACAUGUUCCCUCAGAAGUUGACAGCGGGGAUGCUGAAGUCGGCCAACACUGCGAUCCUGAUCAAAGAUGAGGCCCGAAACGUCUUCUAUGAGCUGGAGGACGUCCGGGACAUUCAGGACCGUAGCAUUAUCAAGAUUUACCGCAAAGAGCCCAUCUAUGCUUCUUACCCUGCAGCUGCACACCUGGCUAAUGGAGACCUGCGGAGAGAAAUGGUUUAUUCGUCUAGGGAAUCUUCGCCAACACGUCGCCUCAACACCCUUCCUUCCUCUUCAACCUCGGCACCCUCGGGUUCUCCGUCCCGCUCUCGCCUCUCGUACAGCGGGGGUCGUACUCCCUCCUUCUCUGGCAACCAUCCCCAGCAGGAACAGCCUAGACAUCCCCACCAUCCUCCUGGUAGCCACGGUGCCAACAUGGGUCUGUCUCCAUCACCCAGUGCCAUCUUGGAGCGCCGUGAUGUCAAGCCUGACGAAGAAGUUUCUGCAAAAAAGCUGGCUCUGAUGAAAAAUGAGGCACUGUAUGCGGAUCCCUACAGUUUGAUGAAUGAGGGUCGCCUUAGCAUUGCCUCCACCCAGUCUUUGGCUGCUAUUGGAGACCCUUUCAGCUACCCUGUUACCACUGGCCUGUACCGGCGAGGGUCUGUUCGCUCUCUCAGCACCUACUCUGCUGCUGCUCUUCAGGGAGACGUGGAGGACUCAUUCUACAAGCCUGGAGGUUCACUAUACUCUGACACGUACUCCUCUGCAACCCUGGGAAUGGGGUUUCGAAUGCCGCCCUUGUCCCCACAAAAAAUCCCUGACAUGCAGCUGAGGGACAGGGAUUCGUAUUCCACUUCACCACGGCCCUCACCUGUCAGGCAGACUUUCCGGAAAGACUCUGCUUCCUCGUCUGUGUUUGUGGACAGUCCAAAGUCAAGGCCCAGCUCCAGUUCAGAGCCUGGAUUUGGUCCUUCUUUAUCUGGACAAGAUGCAGACACAAGCAGGGACCACCGUCUGGAGCGUAUGGAGGCUAUGGAGAAGCAAAUAGCCAGCCUGACUGGCCUCGUGCAGAGUGUACUGACCAGGGCACCAGACAGCGACAGCACAUGUGGCCUACUGCGUCUCUGCAUGAUGGCGGGCUGCCCUCCGGACCAAGGGACGGAGUUUUCACGGCCAUUACCUUUCUCUUCCAGCGAGAAGACCGAAACUAACAGUGACGGCUCUGCCACUGGAACUGGACGCCAGAAGAAGAAAGCAGCCAAUACACCGUCAGCGCCUUUAGCUCUGAUGCCACCACCGCCCUCUAACACAACCCUGGUGAAUGGUGUUGGUCGCCUGCAGAUGAAACUCCAUCUGCACGGUUUGCAGCAAAACGCCACCGACCUCCGCAAACAGCUUGGUCAGCUUCGCAAGAUACAGAUGGAGAACCAGGAUUCAGUGCGAACUCUGCUGAAACGAACAGAGGCUGAGCUGAAUAUACGCGUAGCAGACGCUCUGAGGAAGCAGGAGGAUCCUUUGCAAAGACAGCGCCUCCUUGUGGAGGAGGAAAGACUCAAGUACCUCAAUGAAGAAGAACUCAUCAUACAGCAGCUCCAUGACCUGGAGAAAUCAGUGGAGGAGAUCCAGAAGGAGUCGUCUGUCAACCACAAGCUGGUGACGGUGCAGGAGCUGGAGGAGAAGGCUACAGUUUUGAGAAAGCUGGGAGAAACACUCACAGAGCUCAAAAAUCAGUUCCCGAGCCUGCAGAGCAAGAUGCGAGUGGUGCUGCGGGUGGAGGUAGAAGCUGUGAAAUUCCUCAAAGAAGAACCACACAGACUCGAUGCCCUGUUAAAACGCUGCAAGACUAUAACUGACACCCUCACCUUGAUGCGCAAGCAAGCAAAUGAAGGGGUUUGGAAAAAGCAGGACAACUUCUCUAGCCCUUCAUCAAAGCACAAUGACGACUUGCAAACAUUUUCAGGAUUUGACAUCCCCACUAGCCCACCCCUAACUAUCAAUGACAUUGGAGGAGGCAACAGCCUGUCUAACUGGAGCCCUCACUCCAGCCUCAGCCGUGGUCUCGGAAACCCGUCCGGUCCUCACAAGGACAAUCAUCCUCCUAUUCCCCACAAAGGCAAAGCCCUAGAGGAGCUGGAGCGGCGCGCUGCCGCCGACAAAGCUUUGUCAAUGGAAGUCCGACUGGCGGCAGAGCGGGACUGGGAGGAAAAGCGUGCCAGUCUUACACAGUACAGUGCUCAGGACAUCAACCGUCUGCUGGAGGAGACCCAAGCCGAGUUGAUGAAGGCUAUUCCAGACCUGGACUUUGCUGCCAAGCAGAUCAAGCCCUCCUCCAACACAUCAUCAGCCCAGAACCCUCAAAGUGGGGUGUCAACAACAGAGCAUCGCUCUAGCAAGCCACAAAACAAGUUUUCAGCAAAGGAGGGGGGGUCCAGGCGUGGUUCUGAUGAGCUGACAGUACCAAGGUAUCGCACAGAAAAACCCUCCAAGUCUCCUCCUCCUCCUCCACCUAGACGUAGUUUUCCAUCGUCUCCAGGAGUGACUUCUCGCAGUGGAGAGCCAUUAAUUCCUGGAAAAAGCAUAAAGAAAUCAGAAUCUGAAGAGAAUGACACCCAAAAGCCUCACAUAAAACUGAGGAGGACCAUGUCCGAAAACCCCCGCCCUGCAUCCACACCCCCAACGUUGGCCUCAAGAGAGAAGGAGCAAGAAGAGGAAGAAAAAAUUGCUGCUGAACUCGAGGGAGGGAAUAAUCCCACCGUUGGUAAAGUUCAUUCCUCGGCUGCCUUGAAGCUGAAGCACCUGCAGCAGAACAGCACAGAGAAGACUAAAAGUGGCAAGAAAGAGGACCUACAAAAGAUGCAGAGCCUGCACCAGCAGUGAGCGACCUGUCCCCGUCCAGCCUCUUCAGCUUCCUCCUCCUCCUGUUCACGUGACUACAGAGAUGCACUCUUAUCUGCCCAUUUUACUUAACCAGCUCCAUUAACAUCUCUAGUAUUCAGUCCAAAGUUAUGCUUCUAGAUUUUAGGACUUUUAAAAUUUUUCAUAAUUUCCCACUUCAACCCCUGAAAACCUCAUUUCUUUGCGCUCCUCCUCCAUCCCCUUCUGUCUUCUGUGUCCCUGCUCUACUCCAAGGCCUUGAGGAUCAACAGCGCUGGAACCACUGAACCAUACCUGUCUGGACUGAAAGCGAGCAUUUUUUUCGGCCAAAUGCCUUCUCCUGCAGCAGCUUUUGCACCUGGCUUGAGAAUGUCGCCCCAUGAGGGGACUGUCCCCUCCCUGACAGUUUCCUCCAGCCAAGCAAAGGCCCUCUUGGCAAACCUGUCAGCCUCUGGCCUGUGCACGGAGGCCCUGCUCCUGUCCUCUGCUCUACGCCAACGCCGCCUUCUCCGGGAGCAGAGAGCAUCAUCCUCUCUUCCCAGCAGCCUGUCCUCCACCCCCACAUCCUCCUCUUCACCCACAACCCCUACUCCAUCCCUUUCUCCCUCCUCUCCCACGCCUCUUGGUUCCUUUACCUUGUCCUCUGGGAUUGUCAAACUCACCAGACGAAGACUUGACAGCCCCCAACAACUCAGCAACUGUAAGGAUGGUGACAACUCUUAAUAAUGAGUAAUGUUGGGGGGAGGACAUGUUAGAAUACAAUUCUAAAAUCAUCUUGUCUCUGAGCAAGAAUAGAUAAAUCUUUUUUUACUGAUAUUUUCUUUCAGGAUUCCUUUUAUCCAUCUUUUCUUCUUUUUGGAUACUUCAUAAUUUCACUCAGUUUUCUUCUUGGAUAAGUUUCCAUCUCUCAUCUGGUUCCACGGUCUCCCACACAGUCCUACUGCCAGAAUUCCAAAUAGAGUGCACACAAACAGGCCAGGCCUCCCAUUUCCACCAGCUGUCUGCUACAAGGUUGGUGUUGUCUGACAUGUUCUCGUUUAGUGGGCUGUUAGUGGUAUAGUUACCAUAUCUAGACUGUGACUAUGAAAGUAGAGUUGCAAUAAUCACCAAAUUAUAGUUGUAUAUGUUUAGGAUGAUGUUGCUCUUUCGUACCUGCAUAACCUGGCAGAAGAAGUCUGCUGUGAAAAUAAGAAAAAAAGACAAACGCGAUGAAUGUGGUUUUAAGGUGUCUUGUGCAAAAAGGGAAUUCUUUAAUUUUGUUACAUCAACCAAGAUUUAGACUUCAAAUCGGUGCUAUAAUUUCCCCUUUGUUUGUACACACUGAGAGUUUACAUGAUUGUUCUCCCUCCGCUGCACAUUCCUUUGGGUUCUAAUUUAAUGCUGCAUUUGAAGUUUUGUAUGUGUCUCUGCAAAUGAAACCCUUGCAUCUAUUAUUGUUAACAUGUCUAGGAUGUUUAUUCUGAGGGGAACAAGGAUAUUGCAGCAUUAUCAAUGAAAGCACACUGUAACGAGCAGCCAUGAAUCUUCACAUCUCUGUUUGAUAUAGAAUGAGGAGGCCAAGUUACACUAAAAGAGGGGAAACUGCAAAGGAGGGUCGGUAUUACCCAUGUGGAUUUACUGUAUGUGUGUUGUAACUAGUUGUUUAUGACAAUCAGGAUGUUUUCACUGUAGCAUCUCGCAGGUUGUUCUGACACCUGACAUCAAAACCCAUUCCAAAGACUCAAGCACAUGCUUGUAACGUUAAGCUGUACAGCACAGACAUAAUCUGUUUCUUUAUCUUUAAUAUUAUACAAUGAUAUAUUUUAUGCUGCCCCUCAGGUGAAAUUGAUCACACUGACCCCACAUUUCACCCAAAAAGAAUGAUUUCCUUUUGAUAUUGUUGCUUCAAGAUUAUAUGGUAAAAAAUUUCCAGAUUUUAUCAUAGUUUGUACAUUAUCUUUGACUAUAAUGAACAGAUGGCACUAAAUUACUGUUUGAAAUAUAUAUAUAUAUAAAAGAACAAACUUUUAAUUAGCACAGGUUUAGAUAUCAUAUUGCUUGGCCCUUGUGAGGAAAUCAGGGCGGAUCAUAAAAAUAUAAAGAAAGCACAGUUUCUUCUCAAAAUACAAGAUCCCUCUUUAUUAGCUUAGUUAUUAAAUAGUUGAGGAGGCUAUAACAUUUUCAUUUAUUACAAUUUUGUGCAAUGACAAAAUAGAAAUAAGAAUCUACAAUUAUUUUUGCUCAUUUAAGGUAUGGGUGUCGGAGUUUUUCAAACUAGCAUUCAGACUCAGUAGAAGACUGGGGGACCAUCACUGCACAGGCUGUGAUAUAUUUGUACAUGUUAUAGUACACUGAUAAAAAGGUAUCAUUGAUGCUCAACUAUAUACAGGUGCAUCCCAUUGAAUUAGAAUAUUAUGUUAGCUUAAUUUAUUCCAUUAAUUCAAUUCAAGGAGUGAAACUCAUAUAGACACAUUAUGCAGUGUCUGUUGGUCUUGGUCCACUGUGUAGUUAUCAAGUCCAAAGCCAGCUCAGCCAUCCACUGUACCAGGACAUUUUUUUUAUUAGCCAUAGCCAUACACAUCAAGAUUAAACAGAACUAUACACUUGAAAAAUAUGACCUUGUUUUCCAAUAAAUCUACAUAAUAUGCGUUUCACUUCUUAAAUUGAAUUACCAAAAUAUAUUAACUUUUCCAUAAUAUUUUAAUUUGAGAUGUGUCUGUAUAUACUGAUUUUAGACGUUUGCAGGUUGAUGCUUUCAAAGCAUGCUGAUGAAGUAAAGGAGUCCUGUUGCUAAAUUGGUUUGUUGCAGUCUGACAAAAAACUGUUUAGUUGCUGCAGUAUUUUCAUUACAAUAAAUCAUUAUCCAAACGCUUAAAAAGUGUUUGUCAGAGAACCUAUAUUAGUUCCACAAAAGAUUACUACAUAAAUAUAGCUAAUAUCUUCAAACAAUUUAAAACUCAAAUUAUUUGAAAAUUCAAUAAUUAUGACCAUUUACUUUUUGUUCUGGCUCAGCAUUUUUUGGCAACCAGGGUUAAAAUGUCCCCUUAUGAACUGGAUUAACGUUGAUGAGCACAAAUCUAUAAAUUACACACGUUCUCGUAGUUUUAUCAAUCCAGUUUUGACUUUCAUUAUUACGGGCCGCUGGUGUUUCUCUAACAGCUGUUUGAUUAUUUACAUCAUAUCACAGUGGGGGAGUUUAUUUUUAAGUGUAGAUCCUUCAUAAUGAACCAUUCUGGGGUUGCAUGUCUUCUGUGUCUGGCUGGAAUCUGCCUUGUUGUAUGUUGACAAGGUUAAACGAACAGUUACACUUCUCUGCUGUUCUCCAGAAUGACUAAAAGAAACGGAUUAACAAGUGCAAAAGAGGCUCGUGUCAGAGAGCAGGCGGCGUGAGGAGCAAGGAUUAGUUUGAGCACAUGAGUUUGAAGGCUACUUUAAUAAGGCUAGCUUUGACUCGCCCAAUCUCCAUGGAUAGAGCUGGAGUGAAAGGAUGAGUCUGACAGUCAGAGACACUAAUCAGCUGCUUGUUCCCCUUUGCUUUCGGUUUGCAUUGUCUUCAUGUGUGCGGUCUGUUAAAACUAUUUUACUUAAGGUUAAGAUAGGAUGAUUUUUGAUGAGGUUCAGUUCUGAACAUGUGCAAUAUGUAUUUGGUACUCUCACUCUUCUACCAAGGGAUUCCUCUUUGCCUUUGCCAUACUUAUGCCUGAUUGUCUCCAAGGACCUGCAAAGUUUUUUUUUUCCUAGUGCCUGAAUGAUCUUGUAAUUAAAAAUUAUAUCAGCAACACUGACAGAAUAACACUUUCGUGUUUUUUACCAAGUUUCAGAGUACAGACUAGAAAGUCGCUUGAGCUUUGACGGUGAAAAUCUGUAAUAUCACAGCCUCAUACUUAGUGCAUUCUGGAUCUGCAAGGCAGAUUCAGUCAAAUGAAAGAAAUCCUCAAAGCUGUAACAUUUCAAGAUAAAUUUACAGUUUGUGCAUUUAGUGAGCAGCAAGGAGGAAGUAUGUGGUAGUUUAGCCUAAGUGAAAUCAGAGAGCUGUAUUAAAAUGCCACCUGGACUUUUUUAUCACAAAACAAGUGUUAGUGGGCUGUGAUUUUAACAUGCUUGGGGGGCUUCAAGCAUGUUAAGCACACUCUGGCAAUCAGAAAAACCCAUGCAAACUUGAAACUAGACAUAGGAGAAAUAUACAGAUAUAAAUAUAUCUAAGUGAGAUGUUUGUGUAUGAUAUAAUUGUGAAACAAUUUGAAUAUAUAUAUAAAUAUGUAGGUCUAGAUUAAAUUCAAUACUGUAAAUGUCCUCAUCUCUUCUGAUUUAUAUAUUAGUGACCAUUUUGUACAGAAUUUUCUUUUUUAAUUCAUUCAAAGAGAUAUUACAUUUCACUCUGAGAUUAUUUAUUCAUAUGCGGAACAUUUUGAUAUAAUUUAAAAUAUCUGUGUAGAUAAGUAUUAGGUUCUGUAAUAUAUUUUGAAGUUAAUUUUGAAAUUCUAGGGUUUUCUUUACAAAUAAUGAGUUGAACUUUAUGUAAUUAUAACGAUUUAAAAAGCUUUUCCCUGAAAAUGCUCGUCCAGCUUGUUUGCACCUUUGGCUCCUAAAGUUAAAGUGUAAGAGGCUAGACUAGUGCCUGUUAGUAGGGGCUUAUUUUGCUACUAUCUAUUUGUUUAGGCCUGGGUUAUUUUUUAUGUGUUUAUUCUUUUUUCUCACCUUACUCUGCCAUUCUGUAUUUUUGUGAUCUAAAUGGUAUUAGUGACACUGGAGAUGGUCGGAAACACAGAAGAUGUAGUACUUACUGUGACAUGAGUCCAAAGGCUUCACAUGAGGCCUCACUGUUUUGUCUAAAGGAAAGUACUUGGCUUUAUCUAUUUCGCCUGUUUUAUUUGUUUGCAUGUGAACUGAGAUGGCAGGAAUGUGGAUAAAAAGGUUCAGACUAUAAGUGUACAUUUUGUUGCUUAUACUCCUCCAGUUUGUGACUUUAAGUAGCGUUUACGCUAAACUAUCAAAAUGAUAAAAGAUGAACUUAUUAGGGAAUCAUGCGAAGAUGUAUGAAGUCUUUGAUUUUGCCAUUGUAUUUUUUUUCCAUAUACUCAACCUACAUUCUGUAGUAUGUAUAUGAGAUUUUUACUUGAAUGUGUGGAUGUUCAAAAAUCUUGGCAUCAAAAAUAUAUUUAAAAAAUUUAAUUGACUUGUAAAUAGGUUGAGUCAUAGAGAGUUUACCGAAUUAUGUCCAAAAGAAAAUGUUUUAUUAAUAAACUAUGAUGAUGGGUACAAAGGUAUAUACAAAAACAAUGCAUGUAUAGUCUCAAGCAAAUGCACGGUGCAGUCUAGAGAAAAAAAAAAGUUACGUACAUGUUUUUUCACAGUUAUAAGAAAGAGUCGGAGAAGUGGGUAUAUAUGUUCAAGAUUUACAAACAAGAACGAUACGUUAUUUUAGUAUCUGUGACACGGGCAUGUUCAGUCUUACUGUGAAGUUACGUGAAGAUAAUGAUAGUGGUUGGAAGCGUUUAACGUCCAGGGAUCUGAAGGCCCGAACGCACCCCAACAUAAGAAAUCAGCUUGAUUCUCCCAUUUGUAGAGUAGUGUGACAUAAGAAUAAAAAUAACUACAGAAAACAGAUCAAUUAUAUGAGAUAUAUAAAAUUGAAAUGCCUACUGAUACUGGAGAUAAUUUAUCAGCGUGGAUGCCAUGAUGUUCUGUGAGAAAUGUGUGUUUUAUUUUCCGUGAGAAGACAGCAGGCAACCCGUACCUGCCUUCUUUUGUACAUUAUUUGCUGUGAUUGUGUGUCCAAUAAAGUUCAGCCCUCUUGUACAGUCUGA